AUGAGUGGUACUGGUAAAUUACCUGAAUUAGCAUCAGACGCAGUUUUAAAACAAUCAAUACCUGUUCCAGAUGAUUUUGUUGAAGUUUCAGGUAUGGAUUAUUCUAAAAAUGAAGCUUAUAAUUCAACUGCAAAACAUUUAAUUUCUUCCAUGAAAAAUAUGGGGUUUCAAGCUAGUUCAUUAAGUCAAGCAUGUAAUAUAAUAGAUGAUAUGAGAUCAUGGAGGGGUAAACAUGAAUCAGAAUUAGAAGAUCAUGAAAAAAAUGGUGAAUUUGAUGAUGAAGGAUAUCAAAAAACAACAAUUUUCAUGGGUUAUACUUCAAAUUUAAUAAGUUCAGGUUUAAGAGAUACUUUAAGAUAUCUUGUACAACAUAAAAUGGUAUCUGCCAUAGUUGCAACUGCAGGUGGUAUUGAAGAAGAUUUAAUAAAAUGUUUAGCCCCAACAUAUAUGGGAGAUUUUGCAUUACCAGGUAAAGGUUUAAGAGAUCAAGGUAUGAAUCGUAUUGGUAAUUUAUUAGUUCCAAAUGAUAACUAUUGUAAGUUUGAAGAAUGGAUAGUGCCGAUAUUAGAUAAAGUAUUGGAAGAACAACAAGAGUCAUUGAAGGACAAUGGAAAAGAUAGCUUAGAUUUGGAAUCAGAUACUGUUUUAACACCAAGUAAAUUAAUUGAUAGAUUAGGUAAAGAAAUUAAUGAUGAAACUUCAGUUCUAUAUUGGGCUCAUAAGAAUAAAAUUCCAAUUUUUUGCCCCGCUUUAACUGAUGGAUCAAUUGGUGAUAUGCUAUUUUUCCAUACAUUUAAAUCAAGUCCACAUGCAUUGAAAUUAGAUAUUGUUGCAGAUAUAAGAAGAAUAAAUUCAAUGUCUAUGGCUGCUUAUAAAGCAGGUAUGUUGAUAUUAGGUGGUGGUUUAAUUAAACAUCAUAUCUGUAAUGCUUGUUUAAUGAGAAAUGGUGCAGAUUAUGCUGUUUUUAUAAAUACAGGUCAAGAAUUUGAUGGUUCUGAUGCUGGAGCAAGACCUGAUGAAGCUAUAAGUUGGGGUAAAAUUAAAAGUGAUGCUAAAUCAGUUAAAGUUUAUGCAGAUGUAAGUUUAGUAUUACCAUUAAUUGUUGCAGCUACAUUUGCAUCUGAAAAACCAAUAAAUAUAUAG
This is a messenger RNA of Insectozyma verbasci, 1143 nucleotides long. The record is from the annotation of a GenBank genome assembly. NCBI's taxonomy places the organism in Eukaryota, Fungi, Ascomycota, Pichiomycetes, Serinales, Debaryomycetaceae.